Colletotrichum karsti is the source of this 837-nucleotide messenger RNA. RefSeq names its product short-chain dehydrogenase reductase family. The record is from RefSeq and is a predicted model, not a curated record. NCBI's taxonomy places the organism in Eukaryota, Fungi, Ascomycota, Sordariomycetes, Glomerellales, Glomerellaceae. Bases 1 to 837 code for a protein of 278 amino acids. The transcript has 4 exons.
AUGCCCGGAAGACUGGAAGGAAAGAACAUCGUCAUCACCGGUGCCGCUGGUGGCAUUGGUCUUGAAGCCUCCAUUCUCAUGCUGAGGGAGGGAGCUUCGAUUCUCAUGACCGACAUCAACCAGCCUGUUCUUGAAAGGGCUCUGAAGCGCGUUAAGGAGGUUGUAGGAAGCGUUUCUGGGCGGUUGGAAGCUCGCCUUGUGGACGUUUCGAAUGAGUCUGAAGUCGAGCAGGCUAUUGCUCACCUAGACAGCUGGGGUGGGUUGGAUGUCAUCUUCAACAACGCAGGCAUCAUGCACCCACGCGAUGGUGAUGCGGAAGAGUGUCCGGUCAAUAUCUGGGAUAAGACUUUUGAUAUCAACGUGAAGGGCGUCUGGUACGGCAGCAAGUAUGCUGUGCGAUCGUUGCGCAAGCAUGGUAAGACGAAAGGCAGCAUCAUCAACACCGCUAGUAUGGUUUCCAUCGUGGGAUCAGCGACUCCUCAAGUUGCCUAUACUGCUAGCAAAGGUGCAGUCAUGGCCUUCACCCGAGAGAUGGCCAUUGUCCAUGCUAGAGAGGGCUAUCGCUUCAAUACCAUCUGCCCAGCGCCAUUGAACACCCCCAUGCUUCAGGACUUUUUGGGGGAUGACAAGGCCAAGCGCUUCAGAAGAGAAGUCCAUUUCCCGACAGGCCGCUUCGGCGAGGCUAUUGAACAAGCCCAUGCUGCGGUUUUCCUUGCUAGCGACGAGAGCAGUUUUGUCAACGCGCACGAUCUUGUCGUCGAUGGUGGGUUGACCAAGGCAUACGUGACCCCCGAGGGUCCUGCCACGGAGGCACCUGAGAACCUAGGAAAGGCAUAG